GGAGAGGAAAAGGAAACAGUUAACAGUUGAUAAAAUUGUUUGAUUUAUCAAAGAAAGAAACUAUGAAGAAGAAGGGAUCAACAGAUCUCAUCAACAAGAACAUUGUGUCUGAAGAAUUCCUUGAAUUCAAGAGGAAGAAAAAAUGGGGUGAUAAGUUGACAGGCUAUAAGUGCUUUAUGUUGUAUCCAAGGUCACUCUUCAUCACCUUGGGUAAUCGUGAAUACUGGACUUGGAAUUGUUUUGAGGAAACUGGUGAUGAAAACAUUGAAGUAGCCAAACUAUCUCAUGUAUGUUGGCUGGAUGUGAGAGGAAAAUUGACAAUGUCAGAUCUGUCCCCGGAGGUUGAAUAUGAGAUUGUGUAUGUGAUGAAGUUGACAAAAGGGGCUUCUGGUUGGGAACUCCCUAUCAGGCUUAAACUCUCUCUCCCAGAUGGAAGAGUUCAAGAACGCCAAGUUUGCCUUUUGGAGAAGCCUAGAAAACAAUGGAUGGAGCUCAAUGUUGGCAAUUUCCAGUCCAAGGAUGGAGAAUCGGGAGAAGUUUGCUUCGAUCUUUUUGAGCAUGGAGGACAUUGGAAAACUGGACUUAUAAUUAAAGGUGCCAUCCUUCGGCCAAAACAGAGUUGACUCUUCGAAGCUUGAUAGAAUAAACAUCGAAUAAUAGUUUGCAUCUUUGUAGUAGAUACUUGUGAUAAAAGUUUUUUUAUUUAUUUAUUUAUUUUUAUUUUUUAUGAACGAUACUUUGUGAUAAAAGUUAUGUCCCUAGAAUUAUUUUAUUGUAUAUUAAUCAGUCAUGCCAUAUAUGCUUGUUAAGUCUUGCCACACAUUGGCUGUAUUGGAUUUUUUUUGUUU
Molecule: messenger RNA, 848 nt
Organism: Quercus lobata
Lineage: Eukaryota; Viridiplantae; Streptophyta; Magnoliopsida; Fagales; Fagaceae
Product: lectin-like
Exons: 3
Coding region: 63-623 (186 amino acids)
Molecular function (GO): carbohydrate binding
Source: RefSeq, a predicted model, not a curated record